Molecule: messenger RNA, 1978 nt
Organism: Sitophilus oryzae (rice weevil)
Lineage: Eukaryota; Metazoa; Arthropoda; Insecta; Coleoptera; Curculionidae
Exons: 3
Coding region: 102-1148 (348 amino acids)
Source: RefSeq, a predicted model, not a curated record
CCACCAUGUAGUUGCGCAUCUGGCGCGGAACGGACACUAUGUUUACAGAAAUCAAAGAAAUUUUGCUCACUCAGGACCUCCGCCACUGAAGUACGCUCAUUAUGCUUUCUAGUCCGGAACGGUACAGGUCGCGUCGCGUCCUCAUGCCCGCCCAUAGAGUGCGUACCCCAAAGCGGGAGAAAUUAAAAGCAAAAAUGUACAAAUUCAUGGAACUAGUGAAUGAUAUAUCAAGUAGCGGUGAAUCGUCUUCAUCGUCUGCUAGUACGGAAGCUGGCCCAUCACAGAAGCGUUCCAGAUCGCUAGAAAGGAACCUACGUCCUAAACGUCGUCGUAUAUUAUCAUCUUCUUCCUCCUCCUGCAGCGAAGGAGCUGAGAGGGCUGGUAUAAGGUCGCCAGAUUCCGGCGGCGAUCUUCCUAUAGUAAUUCAAAAUCAAAAUUUCCUUGGUGAUGAUCCUUCGGCCAUAGUGGAUCCUGGAGUUUCCUUAGAGGAUGCCAUAGUAUCUCGGUGGUCCUCUUACCUAACAAAAGGCUUAGAAAGCAAACUUCGUGAAAAAUUGAUGGAAAAAUGGACGAUUCCAGCUAAUUGUACAGGAUUAAAUCCUCCAAAAUUAAAUCCCGACCUUGUUGGCAUGAUAUCAGCGAGUGGAAUUAAGAAAGAUAAUUAUCUGGGAAAUGUUCAAGAAAAAAUGGGGAAGGGUCUCAGUGCAUUAGGGACGAUCCUGAACGACCUAGUAGCUGACAAGUUUCCUGCAGACGUGAAGGAGAAGAUUACACCGGCGUUGGCGGAAGCAGCGCAGUAUUUUUGCGAGACUCAUUUUUUACUUUCAAAACAUCGCAAACAUGAAAUUUUGCCAAAUUUCAAUCCACUCGUAAGAAAAGUUGCUGAGGAGAGUACUCAUGACUCUCUUCUGUUUGGUUCAGGUUUUACCGAACAUUUUAAGGCUGCCCAAGCGGCAGAAAAAUCGAGUAAACAAAUGAAAGCUCCAACGAAGAACUUUAGGAAGGGUAUCUUUGUGCUGAAAGAACCUCUUCCACCUAGCCAUUAUCCCAAAACCAAAUGGAAGGACCACGCUCGAGGCCAUCAAGCGACAUACAGCAGGAGGUCUCAAGGAUCAAGAGGGCAGCAGUCAUCCAGGAGGAGAUAUUAGAGAUGCUUCUACUAAAGGUUGGGGAGCGGUUUGUGGUAUAGAAAAAUCGCAUGGGUUCUGGACAGAAACUGAGGCUAAUCAUCAUAUUAACUAUUUGGAACUCCUUGCAGUUUUUUUCGCAUUAAAAUGUUUCGCAAGAAACAAGAAAAAUUGUAAUAUUUUGGUGCGGAUUGAUAAUACAACUGCAGUUAGCUAUAUUAACAGAAUGGGGGAGGUAAUGUACAAAAAGCUACAUAAGCUUUUAAAACAAAUUUGGCAAUGGUGCAAGAAAAAGAACCUGUGGAUUUUCGCGUCAUACGUCUCUUCAAAAGACAAUGUAGAGGCGGAUCUCGAAUCACGUUCUUUAGCUAUUGAAACAGAAUAUUCGUUACACUCUUCUAGUUUUCAACAAAUAGUAGCUACCUUUGGCAAACCAGAAGUAGAUUUAUUCGUUUCUAAAGCGAAUGCUAAGUGUAAAAAAUAUGUGUCGUGGAAAAAAGAUCCAGAUUCUAUUUUUGUCUAUGCAUUUACUCAGAAGUGAACCUUUUUCUUUUAUGCUUUUCCCCCAAUUCCAAUUAUUUCUAAAAUUCUCAAUAAGAUCAUUACUGAUAAGGCGCAAGGCAUAUUAGUAGUUCCUGAUUGGCGUACUCAGCCCUGGUACCCAGUCUUUACAAGACUACUAAUUACAGAACCUUUGUAUUUUAACCCCAGUCCUAAUUUAAUUGUUUCUCCUUUUAGGGAGAGCCACCCCUUAUGGGACAAGAUUAUCCUGGUAGUGGGGCUCUUAUCAGGGAACAGUACCGGGUGUCCCACUAUGAACAGCUCUCGGCUGUAUCUCGGAAAGUUUUAGC